Molecule: messenger RNA, 471 nt
Organism: Drosophila rhopaloa
Lineage: Eukaryota; Metazoa; Arthropoda; Insecta; Diptera; Drosophilidae
Exons: 2
Coding region: 25-429 (134 amino acids)
Source: RefSeq, a predicted model, not a curated record
AUAGUGUCAUUGCUACAAUUAGAAAUGCGAUUUUUUGCGGCAUACUUUGUUUUACUAUAUUUAUUUCAUUAUGAAAUCUAUGCAGUUUCGAGAAAGAUUUCCGAACUGCGAUCAUGGUUCGCUAAUAAUGUAAGAGGGCGACAAGAUACGACAACGACAGACACAUUGAAAAAGCUUUGCAUUAUUGAAGUGAAGAAAGGAAGCAAACAUCAAAUAAAUGUUGGAAAUAUUGACAUAACCAAUAAAAAUACUUUAGAAAACUUUAUAAAUCUUCCAAGCAUCAAAAUGCCUGAUAUAACGAUUGUCCUCGCAGAGAAUAAUUCUCCCAUAAAAGCUAGAACGGCGAACCAUUAUAAAGAAGAAGAAAUGGAUAAGCUAAUUGAACAAUUUAAAAAAUGUAUGAUUAAGAAACUAAAGAUAUUUUCUUAAUAAGCCUUUAGGCCUAAGCCAAUAAAAGUGUUUUAAAAAAGU